CAAAACAUUUCAAAAGGCGACCCCACCACCGGGUCCACCGCUUUCCCGUUUCCUCCCGCGCCACGCCAUGGCCUCCCCGCCGCUUGCCCAACCCACCACCGCCGCCGCGCCCGCCGCAGCCACGUCCCCGCCCGCGCCAGCCACGUCCCACCCGCUCCCCCGAGCCUUCCUCGCCGCCGCCGCCACGGCGGUCCAGGCUCCCCCGCUCUUCACCGGCCGCCCGCUAAACCCUAACCCUCCCAGCCACGUGUCCGCCGCGCCCCACGGCAUCCUCUACCCCGUCGCGACAUCCGCCGGCACGGCCGCGGCCGUGCAGCACCGACGCGUCCCGACCGUAGCCCUCGGGUACCCCCACGCCCACGCCGUCGCCGUCCCCAUCGCACAGCCCCUGGUGCACGCGCAGCACCGGUCGUUUGCGGCCGUGCCUCGGGCGCUGGUGGCGAGCGUGGCGUUGCGUCCCGAGCAACCUCCCCGAGGAGUUCCUAUAGCCCCGCAGCCUAAGGUUAGUGACCUUUUAUUCGUGAGCUCUGACUGGAAGGGGAAUUGGACUAAGGUUAAUCCAGUCCCACCUAUUGCUCCAUCUAAUGAGCAGGAUAGCUCAAAUGACAGAGAAAGUAGCAGAGAAGACUCUACGACUGUGGUGAUUAAUGACCGCAAAGUUAACUUGCUGGACACUGAGUCAGGAUCCUUGUACGCUCUCUGUCGAUCCUGGGUGUGUAAUGGUGUUCCACAUGAAAGUCAGCCAAGCUUUGGAAAUGGUGAGCCAAUUCUUCCAAGACCUUUGCCUGCUUCAGUGGUAGAUUCUAGGAUAUCAGAAAUAGACAAUAAUAAUGCUGAGGAUAGUGAUUCAGAUGAAGAGCCACAGAAGAAUGCUGACGGUAAAUAUAACACGAGUGAUUUAUUGAAGCAACAUGUAAAACGUGCAAAAAAGAUACGUGCUGGGUUGCAAAAGGAGCGGCUUCGUCGGAUUGAGAGAUACAAGCAACGCCUCGCACUUCUUCUGCCUCCACCUAUCGAGCUUGGGAGGCACGAUCCUCUUUUGUAAAACUGACCUAUGACAAUAUCUAAAAGCAUAUUUGUUGUGUUGUAAAUUGUAACUUUCGUUUAGCAACUUAGGUCGAGUUUUUUAAUUACCGGCAUUGUAUGUUUAGGUGCUUUCGCAUUAGUUGUUUUAUUACUGACAUUAUCUAAGAAGCUGCAACUGAAAUCAUA
This is a messenger RNA of Phragmites australis (common reed), 1212 nucleotides long. RefSeq lists its product as uncharacterized. The record is from RefSeq and is a predicted model, not a curated record. Gene Ontology annotation, cellular component: transcription repressor complex. Bases 68 to 1045 code for a protein of 325 amino acids. The transcript has 7 exons. Lineage: Eukaryota; Viridiplantae; Streptophyta; Magnoliopsida; Poales; Poaceae.